AGCAAAAGCGAUAGAUCGACUUUGACUGUUAUCCUGUGCACAUCCUGCGUGUGCCUGUGGUGGCUUCUCGGUCAUCUUCAGGGCAAAGUGUUCUUUCACUGAACAGGCAGAUUCGAUUAUAAUUGUUUUGUGAUCUAACGAACUUAAGUGAUUUUUCUUCCUAAUAUGAAGAGUGACUGUCAUUGAAGGAUUUUAAUUUGAUCUUCCUGAGGCCGACGGGAGCAGAAUAAAAUAAUUUAAUUCAACCUUCGUCACUCAGGCGGAUAAGAUAUGUCCAGCUGAAACAGGAAUCCCACCAGCGGAUCAAGAUAACUGCUCUCACUCUGCAGGCCUGCUCCAUACUUGAUAAGAAGCGAUUUUAUUACAGCUAGCCAAAGUCCAUUUGCAGUUAUUUUGUACAUGUAUAUAUAUGCAUGUGUUGAUUACGUGAUAUUUCCACAAUCCGUUAGUAGCUUCUUGAAUCUCCCCCUCUCCUGCUCACUCUGUAGAACUUGAUUAGACGUUGAGGAAGAAACCCCGUGUUGUCUCUCGGUCUAGUCACGCAGAGAUACACGUACACUGUCGCAUCGGAACUACGGCUCGCGUGCGCGGAACGUCAAAAUUAGGACAAACGUGAGCAUUAACAAAGAAUAAUUUUGUCAUCAGAAAAAUCGACCUGUGUUUAAUUUAUACGCUUAAUAAUUUAAAGGUAAAGUUAUGUUCUUUACUCCUGCAGAACCGCAAUAAUGCGAAACUACAAGAGUAAACGCAAUUCAUUGUAACGUAUCAUUUUGAUGCUUGGAAAGUUAAUGAGUAGAAGUUGAUAAGCGUUUCAAACUUACACAUUAGCAUUUCGUUAAACAGAGAAAGAGAGACGGUUAAAAGAAAUCAAGGUGUCACGACGUAAAGGUGAAACUUUGUAAAUAUUACAACUUGGCCCCACAGUGACUGUAGAACAGAAGUGUACAAACUAUUUGGAACUGAAGAAUUAGACAAAGGCAAAAUGUUAGAGCAAUCGGACAGUGCAGCAGUGCAACCACACGUGUUCUUCCGGCAAGCAACUACACCCACACAGUCAACUGUUGUCACUUACAAGAGUGGAGGAAAUGGAUGUGUGAAAAUCACCGGAAAUGGUUACCAACAGACUUUUUCCCGCCUCCCACGGAGAACACCAGUGGAUAUACAAUUUGAGAAUAUUGGAUUUACAGCUUCGCUUGGAUUCAGAAAAGGACGGAAGAAGAUUCUACAUGAACUGAACGGCAGAUUUGCCCCACGACAACUCAUAGCCAUUAUGGGACCUUCUGGAGCCGGGAAGUCAACUUUGCUAGAUGUUCUUUCUGGUUACAGGAUUACAGGAGUGACUGGUUCCGUGAUUCUGGACGGUGAGGAGAGGAACAUGGAUGCCUUCCGGCGUCUGUCUUGCUACAUAACACAAGACGACCGUCUACAGCCAUUGCUCACGGUCCGCGAGAACAUGCAAAUUGCAGCCGAUCUAAAGCUACAAGGGGACGUCUCAAGGAGGGAGAAGAAUAAUAUUAUCGAAGAGAUUCUGUCUACACUCCGACUGUCGGAACACGGAAACACUCGCACGGGGAGACUGUCCGGAGGUCAGAGGAAGCGUCUCUCCAUUGCUCUCGAACUGAUCACCAACCCUCUAAUUUUCUUCUUGGACGAGCCCACUACAGGUCUGGACAGCUCGUCGUGCACACAGUGCGUGUCCUUACUUCGACUCCUGGCUCGACAAGGACGCACUAUCAUCUGUACAAUCCACCAGCCGAGCGCUUCCCUGUUCCAAAUGUUCGACCACGUGUAUGUGCUGUCUCAGGGUCGGUGUUUGUACCAAGGAGCGGCAGGGCAACUAGUGUCAUACCUUGCGCAGCUUGAACUACCCUGUCCUAAGUACCACAACCCCGCAGACUAUGUCAUCGAGUUGGCUUGCGGGGAGUACGGGCAAGAAAAAAUUGACAGAAUGGUAGAAGGAACGGACAACGGACGCAGUGAAACUUGGUUCCAGUUACCUGAGGAAGUCAAAGAUAUCAGAACAGCAGUUGAGCCAAUGUCUGGUCCAAAACCAUCAAAGAAAAGUUCUCGCCAUGGACUACAGGAGACUUCUUCCUGGAAUCAGCUUAAAGCGCUGUUACGAAGGGGCUACAUAAAGACUAAAAGAGACCAGACUCUAACGCACCUGCGCAUCUUAGUGAACAUCAUCGUGGCCAUCAUGCUGGGAAUUCUGUUUCUUGGAGAAGGGAACGAAGGCUCUCGCGUGCUAGACAACUACAACCUGCUGUUCGCUUGCCUCAUACACAACAUGAUGACUCCCAUGAUGAUCACCAUCCUCACAUUUCCAUCAGAAAUGUCAGUUCUGCAGAAGGAACAUUUCAAUCGAUGGUACUCACUCAAGUCAUACUACAUAUCGAUCACUAUAACAGAUAUACCUGUCAUGGUGCUGGGCUCUUUCUUAUUCACUCUGCUCGUGUACUUCAUCAGCGGGCAGCCGUCAGACAUGGGGCGAUUCAACAUGUUCUUCGUCAUCAGCCUACUUAUUGUAUACGUCGCAAUGAGCUUCGGCCUCAUGAUUGGUGCCGUAUUCGACGUCGUGAAUGGCACAUUCCUGGGUCCAGCUAUAUCAGUGCCUGUGAUGAUGUUUGCUGGGUUUGGAGUAAAUCUCCGAGACAUGCCUAGUUAUCUCAAGUGGGGCUCACAUAUUAGCUAUCUUCGAUAUGGUCUCGAAGGGUAUAUAAGUGCAAUUUAUGGAUAUGGAAGAGAAGUUUUGGACUGCGUGGAAUUCUACUGUCACUACAGGUUUCCAAACACAUUCCUGCAUGAUAUUGCCAUGACUGGGGACCAAUUUUGGAAUGAUGUCAUAGCACUCUCCGUCACUCUUCUGCUCUUGAGAGUGGUAACUUACUGCCUGUUGCGAUGGAAGCUCCAUGCUAUGCGAUGAUAUGAAUAACCCUAUUUAUUUUUUUUCAUACUGGGUGUUUUAUACAAGAAUUCUUACUUCAACAGGAAGGUUUAAUUGUGGUUUCAGAAGCACAUUAGAAAUGAGCAUGAUUGCAUGCUGAAAAUACGGCUGUCCAAGUUGUUUACAAAAUAAUGUAAAAAGAAGAUGGAGAAUUUUAAAUUAUUGUUUCUCCAAAUUACAAAACUAAGCAACAUUAGACCUGGUCAGUACUUGAAUGAGUGCAUUUUUUAUCUGAGCCUUCUAUAAAAUAUUAUAAAGAGAAAAGUGAAAAGAUGAAUUAUUUUUGUUUGUCCCCAUUACUCAAGUUAAGCAACAUUAGGUUUGCUCAGUACUUUGGUGGGAACAUUUUUGUCUGAGGUGCCUAUAAAACAUUAUGCAGAAAUCUGAUGGAAAAAUUAAUUAUUAUUGUUUGCCCCCAUUAUGAAAGUUAAAUCCAUUAGGUGUGGUCAAAAUUUGAAUGAGUAUAUCUUUACCAUGAACAAUUUUAGUGUCUGCAACCUUAUGACUAAAUCAAAAUAAUAAUCAACUUUAAUGGAAAUGAUGUAAAAUUAACAAGUUUCUUCUAAUGCAGUUCUUUUAUUGUAAAGGCUUUGUUUAUUUAUAUAUAAUAACUCAUGUGAAAAGUUUUGCAAAGCAGAUAGUAUACAACUGAAGUUUAUAUGAUGAAAAUGUCACAGAAAGAUUGUUAAGAGGUUACUUAAUGGUGCUGAAUCACGCGGUAGCAUUAGAUAUGUUAUAUGAGUGACCAGGAAUGAUGAACUGGAAUGAAAUUUGAUGUAGCUGCUGCUCUCAAUCUGAACUGAGGAAAGCCACCAUGAACUUUAGCUAUGGUACCCAGUUUCAUGAUGGAACAGUGGGUAAAAUAAUGUACGUAUAUUACUACAUGCAUUUUAAUUACAUAUAUGGUCUUUGACAUGGAGAAGUUUGGAACGAUGCCUAUCCUUCUUCUUCUCUGUGUCUUUUUUGAUGCGACGAAUGUUUUCACAGGCUUAAAAGCAAUAUCUAUAAGAGACUACUCAGCUCUGAUAUUUGUGUACUUUGAAAUGGAAUAGAAUGGUGGACAAAUGCAAAAGCACAAAAUUAAAAAUGAAGUGUACUGUGAAGCUGCAUGAUUCCAUCAGUAUGUGAGGAUAUUAAAUUAUAAUCUACAUAAAAGAGCUUGUGUGAUUUGUGUAUGUGAAACUUGUGAUUCUCAAGCAAUGCAAUUACAGCUUAUAUGAAAUAAUAGGAUUGAAAAUCUGCAAACUAUUUGUAAGACGUUCGUUGUAUGAACGUUGUAUUAACAUUUUGUAGAGAGAAACAGUGUUACAUUUAUAAGGAAUUUCUGUAUGAAGAAGUUAUUUAAUAUAAAUUGUUACUGACA
Messenger RNA from Cryptotermes secundus, 4307 nucleotides. Its product is annotated as ATP-binding cassette sub-family G member 1. The record is from RefSeq and is a predicted model, not a curated record. Gene Ontology annotation, molecular function: ATP hydrolysis activity; ABC-type transporter activity; ATP binding. Gene Ontology annotation, cellular component: plasma membrane. The transcript is spliced from 12 exons. Bases 983 to 2923 code for a protein of 646 amino acids. NCBI's taxonomy places the organism in Eukaryota, Metazoa, Arthropoda, Insecta, Blattodea, Kalotermitidae.